This is a messenger RNA of Anthostomella pinea, 591 nucleotides long. The record is from the annotation of a GenBank genome assembly. NCBI's taxonomy places the organism in Eukaryota, Fungi, Ascomycota, Sordariomycetes, Xylariales, Xylariaceae.
AUGGCGAGAUACCUCGCAAGCCCCUCGGUUGGGCAGAUGCCCGAAAUCGACCGCCUGAUCCGGAGCGGGAAAUUCAUCCCCAACCACGUCCUCAUGCAGUACCGCCUGGACCCGUUCUCCUCCUUCUACCAGCUACACAACCGCAGGGUCAAGGGGGAGGACCGAGUGUCCAAGUGGCUGAACUACCAGGUGCUCUGGGAGCGUGCCGACAAGUACCCACACAGAGGCCUGGUCGUCCAGGGGUUGGAGUGUUCGUCUGCCGGAGACCUCCUUGACCAGCUGGACCAGAUUGGGGGUGCCUACUCCGGGCUGUCGGUCUAUGUCGAGUCCCCCCGAGACGUGGCGAUAAAGGGGUUCGAACAGCGCGCCAGGCCGGACGAGACCGUCGAGGUGUUCCAGAAGGCUCGCGAGGGGAAGGAUAUAGGGGGCGUGUACGUGGCACUCCAGGAGCGCGGCACAGUUGUCAAGAUGGUGAACGACGGUCUGGAUGUUGGUGAAGCAAUAAGACUGCUUGGCGCCGAGUUGGCCAAGGCCCCUCGCUGGCAAGACAUUCUAACUUAUUCGGCACAAACUCUGAACCCCGAAGUGUAA